AGAUCUACUUAGAGGCCUAGAGAUAUCUAUUAGGAUUUUAAAAAGUACAUCAGUUAAUUUUUUAGAUCUUUAGCCUAGAGUCUAGUAUAAGUUGAACUAUUCCAUAUUAUGAUAUGGUUUUGCUUAGCCAUGUAAAACAAUGCACUCAUCCUUAAUCUUCGGGAUUGAAGACAUUGCCUUUAUUAUUAUAGAUCUAUUUAAAGAUUUAUUAUUAAGUCAAAAUAUUGACUCUCAUUAGAUCUGCUAACUUGAUGAAAAUAUUUUAAAAAUUAGUUUGUUUCUGGAAAGUCAUUUUAUAUCUAUUCCUAGAACUACUCUAGUUUGAGUCUACAAAUAUUGUCAUUGGAAUUAUCCAUGACAUUUGAGUUGCAUCCACAGAAAUGAUUUCAUUUUUAAGCAACAUUUUUUUAAACCCAUGGUUUUUGGUUGGAGGUUUUAUUUUCUAUAUUUUGCUCUACAUAAUAUCAUCUUACUUUUUGGGAGAAACUAAAGGAAAAAACCCACUAGCUAAAGAUUAUAGGUUACCUCCUGAACCAGGUGUUAUUGAUGCUAAAGCACGAAAUGCAGUUCUUAAACAAAGAUUUAAAGCCUCUCAAGUUCCAGAGAAACUAGAUGUGAUUGUAAUAGGAAGUGGUGCUGGUGGUCUAACUGCUGCAGUUCUACUUAGCCGAGCUGGUCUCAAAGUUCUUGUCCUUGAGCAACAUGAUCAAGCUGGUGGCUGCUGUCACACUUUUGUUGAGAAAGGGUUUGAGUUUGACACUGGAAUUCAUUAUAUUGGUGAUCUUCAAGAUGGAACCAUAGACCGCACACUUCUGGAUCAGCUAACUUGUGGUCAGCUAAGAUGGGCACCACUGGAUGAUGAAUUUGAUCAAAUAGUUGUGGGUUCUUCUGACAAGGCCAAAAUAUACAAGUUGAAGUCUGGAGCUGAGAGGUAUGUUCAACAACUUAUAGAUAUGUUUCCAGGUGAAGAAAAAGCUAUCCUCAAAUUCAUGGAGCUUGUAAAGGAUGCUGCCCCAACAAUGUUUUGGUAUUCACUGCUGAAGAUAUUGCCUCGACGUAUUGCUCAAUUUUUGGUGUACUCCGGAUUGUACAAACUGGUACUGAAGUGCUAUAGAAAAGGUUACAUUGACACAAGUCUACAACAAGUUCUGGACAGAUUGACCAACAACAAAGAGCUCAAGCUUGUCUUAGCAUACUUAUGUCCAGACUAUGGUGUUCUGCCUAAAGAUGUACCUUUUUUACUUCAUGCCGCUGUUACUGAUCAUUUUGCUGAAGGUGCUUUCUACCCUGUUGGUGGGUCUUCUGAGAUUGCCUUUCAUAUGAUUAAGAGUAUAGAGAAGACAGGUGGCAAAGUCUUGGUUCAGGCCCCUGUGACCAAAAUAUUGUGCGAUGGCAAAGGAAGAACAUAUGGUGUUCAGGUUGGCAAAAACAGUUCUGAGAUCUAUGCCAAAUACAUUAUUUCUGAUGCUGGAGUGGUUAAUACUUUUAAUGCUUUACUUCCAGAAGCUGUAGCUAAAUCUUCCUUUAUAUACCCAACGAUUGCGAAGGUUGGACCAAGUGUCUCAUUCUUAACUACAUUUAUUGGAUUUGAAGGCAGCUCUAGUGACCUGAAACUACCAGCUAGCAAUAUAUGGGUCUAUGCUACAGAAGACAUUGGCGAAGCUCUAGAUAAAUAUCUGAGUAUGAACCCAGAAGACAUUGAAAAUAUCAAAAUACCAUUUGGUUUUAUUUCUUUCCCAUCAGCCAAAGAUCCAGAAUGGGAGAAAAAGUAUCCAGGAAAAAGUUCUGCCCUUAUAAUCACUCUUGCUAAGUGGGAAUGGUUUUCAAAAUGGAAGGAUGAAAAAGUCAGUCACCGUGGGGACCAUUAUGAAAGAAUCAAAGAUAUAAUUGGAAGACAGAUGUGGCAGCAGUGUUUAGACCUGUUUCCCCAAUUAGAUGGAAAAAAAGUCUACCUAGAAGUUGGGACACCUGUUUCUAACCAGUACUAUCUAGCCUGUCCACAAGGUGAAAUGUAUGGACUAGAUCAAGGUAAACAGCGUUUCUCAGCAGAUGCAGCAUGGAGGUUGAGAAUGGAUACUGACAUAUCAGGACUGUUUAUAACAGGUCAAGACUCGUUAAGCUGUGGUUUCUCAGCAACAGUUUUAUCUGGACUGUUUUGUGCAUCCAAAAUUUUAAACCAGAGCCUGUACUCUGAACUUCUGAAACUUCGGAAGACAAUCAUAAAGGCUGACAGAUCCAAGACUUAAAGAUAGACAAAAAAUAAUUUUUAAAAUGUUUUUUUUAUUUCAAGAAACAUUUCAGAGUUGUGUUGCACUAAAAUUAUUGAGUGCUGCAAAAAAAAAACAAAAAAAACAAAA
Biomphalaria glabrata is the source of this 2357-nucleotide messenger RNA. RefSeq names its product all-trans-retinol 13,14-reductase-like. The coding region runs from base 381 to 2246 and encodes 621 amino acids. Lineage: Eukaryota; Metazoa; Mollusca; Gastropoda; Planorbidae. The record is from RefSeq and is a predicted model, not a curated record. The transcript has 12 exons.